GAGCAGGAGCAUCAGCAGAGACCUGCAAGGAGCACAUCCCCAGGUACAUCAGCCGUCUGCCUGCUGCAGAGAUGGUGCAAGCAACUCCCUUCCUCCUCGUGCUCUUCCUGGCCCUGGGAGCUCACGGCCUCUCUGUGAAAAAGUGCUCCCUGAUCGGGGACUGGGUCAACGACCUGGGCUCCAACAUGACCAUCACGAGCAUGAAUGCAAAGGGUGUCUUCACUGGCAUCUACCACACGGCUGUGACAGCCACCUCGAACAAGAUCGAGAAGUCACCACUGCAGGGGGCCAUGCAGAAGAGCCCUAACCAGAAAGGCCAGCCCACCUUCGGCUUCACUGUCAACUGGAGCUUUUCAGACUCCAUCACCGUUUUCACGGGCCAGUGCUUUGUGGGUGACAAUGGAAAGGAGGUUUUGAAGACCAUGUGGCUGCUGAGAUCACAUGUGGACAACAUCAAAAAUGACUGGAAAGCCACCAGGGUCGGCGUCAAUGUCUUCAACCGCCAGCAGUUACAGGAGUGAGGGUGGCAGCGGGGGGGUUCCCGGGCUGGUGGCAGAGCCAGGGGUGUGGCCCUGCUCCUUCCCCAACCAACUGCUUCUCCCAAUAAAGCUUUGCUGCAAAUA
Corvus hawaiiensis (hawaiian crow) is the source of this 623-nucleotide messenger RNA. RefSeq names its product avidin-like. Gene Ontology annotation, molecular function: biotin binding. Bases 72 to 521 code for a protein of 149 amino acids. The record is from RefSeq and is a predicted model, not a curated record. The transcript is spliced from 4 exons. Lineage: Eukaryota; Metazoa; Chordata; Aves; Passeriformes; Corvidae.